This is a messenger RNA of Argentina anserina (silverweed cinquefoil), 1383 nucleotides long. Its product is annotated as leucine-rich repeat extensin-like protein 3. NCBI's taxonomy places the organism in Eukaryota, Viridiplantae, Streptophyta, Magnoliopsida, Rosales, Rosaceae. The transcript has 3 exons. The record is from RefSeq and is a predicted model, not a curated record. Gene Ontology annotation, molecular function: metal ion binding. Bases 132 to 1082 code for a protein of 316 amino acids.
CUUUUGCCUUUCGAUUAUUCCUUCUUAACCUGUGCAAUUGUUCAUGCAAAUAAAAUGCCACCUAAUGAUUCUUCAUUUAUACUCUCCACCCUCCUCAUCACAUUUCCUGGCUUCUCUUCGCUUCUCCAGCCAUGGCUCCAGAAUUAGAGAAACCUCGGAUUACGGAGAUACAUGUCCGGAUGGACUGUAAUGGAUGUGUACAGAAGAUCAAGAAAGCAUUACACGGCAUCAGUGGUAUAUAUGAUCUCUACAUUGACUUCCCUCAGCAGAAGUUAACAAUAAUAGGAUGGGCGGAUCCAGAAAAGAUAGUAAAAGCCAUUAAAAGGACAAGGAAGAUUGCCACUAUAUGUUCCCAUAUAGAGCAACCAACAGAGCCUGCUCCUCCAGCAGAACAACAACCCCCCGAAGGCGGCGCAGCAGCACCUCCUGAUGCAGUAAAUCCCCCUCCAACAGAAUCACCUCCACCAGCCGAACCAACUCCACCUCCUGAAGCUGCCCCACCAGCUGAGCCACCAAAAGACCCUCCACCUCCGGAACAACAACCACCACCACCACCACCACAGCCAUUACCAACACCUGUGGCUGCUGAGACCAAUCUAGGCCAACAACAUCCAGUUUACCACCACAGACCAAGAGAAGUUGGGGAAGUUCAUACCGUAUACCACCACCCUCCUGAUUAUGAUUACAGAUACGCUGACUACCCUAGUGCUUACCCGGGCUACUAUAACAGAUACCAAUCAUAUCAUAAUAGUCAAGGACCUCUACCGGAACCAACUCCUCCCCCUGCCCCGGCUCCUGCUCCAUCUCCAUCCCCAGCUCCGGCUUUUGUUCCACCUCCGAUCCAUGCACCGCCGGUCUAUGUGACACACAGCUACAACACAUACAGGCCAUCACCCUAUGUCACUGAAUACGGAUAUGUUCAACCACCCCCUCCACAACAGACGUAUUCCAGUAGGAUCAGCCAAAACCAUUACUACAAUGAGGAUCAAUCAUAUCACAAUUACAGCAGCAAUGGAAAUGGGAAUGGCAACAUCACGUCGAUUUUUAGCGAUGAAAAUCCGAAUGCGUGUACUAUAAUGUAGACAGAGAUCGGUGCUAAAGGCGGGCGAUUAAGAAUCUCAGGGGGAAAAGUUAAUUGAGAAUAUAUUGGCCUACAAAUUAAAGAUGUACCAUUUGGUGGCAAGAUAUAUUUUCUAAAAAUAUGUGACGACGUUAAGAGGAAGAAUGAGAUUCCAAGCGUGUAAGAGAAGAUAGAAUUGAUCCCAAAUCCCACUUGGGGAACUUAAGACGUGGUACUAAUGGCUGGCAUUCAGUUUAUGUAAAACAAUUUUACAAAGCUUCCAAAUUUUGAACCAUACUAUCAAUUAUUCAUUUUUCUGAUAA